Messenger RNA from Pistacia vera, 591 nucleotides. Its product is annotated as electron transfer flavoprotein subunit beta, mitochondrial-like. The transcript has 4 exons. Gene Ontology annotation, cellular component: cytosol. Bases 112 to 591 code for a protein of 159 amino acids. NCBI's taxonomy places the organism in Eukaryota, Viridiplantae, Streptophyta, Magnoliopsida, Sapindales, Anacardiaceae. Gene Ontology annotation, molecular function: electron transfer activity. The record is from RefSeq and is a predicted model, not a curated record.
UGAGAUAACUAAAUUAUCCCAAAACGAACUUCCGCUCCCUUAUCAUACCAAACUCGAUUCAUUGUCAUCUCCCCCAAGUGGAGAGCCAGAGACGAUAAUCAAGCAUCAACAAUGAAGAUAAUGGUGGCCAUAAAACGAGUUGUCGACUAUGCCGUGAAGAUCAGAGUGAAACCCGACAAGACGGGAGUUGAGACCAACAACGUGAAGAUGUCGAUGAACCCAUUUUGCGAGAUAGCAUUGGAGGAAGCUCUCAGGAUCAAGGAAUCAGGGUUAGCCUCCGAGGUUGUUGCUGUCAGUAUGGGCCCCUCACAGUGCGUGGAUACUUUGCGGACGGGUCUAGCUAUGGGAGCUGAUAGAGGGAUUCAUGUUGAGGCCACCUCCGUGCUGUAUUCGUUGACUGUGGCUAAGAUUUUGAAGAGUCUUGUUGAGGUUGAGAAACCCGGUUUGCUUUUUCUGGGAAAACAGGCAAUUGAUGAUGAUUGCAAUCAAACAGGUCAAAUGGUUGCGGGGCUGCUCAGCUGGCCACAGGCUACCUUUGCUUCUAAGGUGUUGAACACGUUACCAGUACUACAGCUCUCUCACUCAAGAUGA